Colletotrichum higginsianum IMI 349063 is the source of this 1182-nucleotide messenger RNA. RefSeq names its product Alpha-glucanase. The record is from RefSeq and is a predicted model, not a curated record. The transcript has 2 exons. The coding region runs from base 1 to 1182 and encodes 393 amino acids. NCBI's taxonomy places the organism in Eukaryota, Fungi, Ascomycota, Sordariomycetes, Glomerellales, Glomerellaceae.
AUGUCCCGCCUUCUUUUCUGGGCCUUGCUGGCGCCCACCAUCGCCAUUGCAGAGGACUCGAUGUCGUACAUCUUCUACGACAACCAAGAGUUCCUAGUUAACAACUCCAACCUCGCCAGGAUCUCUUGGACGGAGGUCGAGGCAGCUUUCAAUCACCCGGCCCAUGUCGACGUGGCGAGCUAUGGAGGCUUGGACUGGACGAAGCCGUAUCCUGGAUCUCCCGUGGACGGCUUCCAGGCGCACCUCCGCAUUGCCAACGAUGUCCCGUGGCCGGCAAGUUUCGCGUCGAACGAGACGACCGAGGUCACGGCUUUGACGUUCAGCAUCCCCGACUCCUUGAUGGACCAUUCCAAAGGUCUGCCCAAGCCCAUGGACCCAUCGUGGUUCAUUUGCCAGCAUUACUUCGUCAGCGCACUGCCGGAUCCCACAGAGCCCGUGGACCACAGCUGCGGCUUCUUAUCUGCGGAGUGUCGCGCCGACAUGGAGACAAGUCUCACGGGAGGCUGGACCAAGGAAGACCCAGACGUCCCUUGCUCAGCCUUGAUCCUCGAUCCGAUUCCCGUCAGCUGCCAGGACACAUUGGGACUGGUCCGCGGGGAUGUCAUUGCGUGGAAUUCGGACACGUUCACAGACCAGGCUGCUGCCAAGCUUGUGGCAAUGGAUGAGCUCAACCCUUGGUCUUGGUUCAUUGGCACCGGCGGGGUUGAGGAAGGCAACUCGACGGCCUACUACGAAGCAUCGAACCGCACAUAUGUUAUCGGUACCGUCUUCGGCUACAGUACCAGUGUCACAGACAGCAACAAGCAGACACCCAAGCUGUCCCUCGCUUGUCUUCGACCCGAGUGGGUUCCUCCCACCACACCCAACACCCCGACUUCGACUGUAACCCCUUACGUUUACCCAACACAAGUCCCCUCUGGCGCUACUACCGUCAAGUCCUCUGCCACGUCUUCGAUCCCGCCAUCCGCUACCAGCUCGGACUCUGUAUGUGCUUCGGGUGUCGCAUCACCAAACAGCUCGAGCGGGAGUUCCAGCAGUUGUGCAGCUUCAGCUGUGAGUAUGGGUACGGCCCGCCCACGGCCUGCCAGUGCUUGGAGUAUUCUGGUACGCCUAAGACUACUCCUGAUGCCAACUGGGUGGAUGAAGGUCCCCUUGAAGGCGUUGCGGGUGAUGACUUUGUAA